Suhomyces tanzawaensis NRRL Y-17324 is the source of this 1425-nucleotide messenger RNA. RefSeq names its product Sec9p (gene SEC9). Gene Ontology annotation, molecular function: SNAP receptor activity; syntaxin binding. The transcript has a single exon. The record is from RefSeq and is a predicted model, not a curated record. The coding region runs from base 1 to 1425 and encodes 474 amino acids. NCBI's taxonomy places the organism in Eukaryota, Fungi, Ascomycota, Pichiomycetes, Serinales, Debaryomycetaceae. Gene Ontology annotation, cellular component: SNARE complex; plasma membrane. Gene Ontology annotation, biological process: vesicle fusion; exocytosis.
AUGGGUAUCAAAAAGAUGUUCCUGAGGAAGGAACCAACCGAAGCCGAGAUCCGUAACCACUUAACCCAUGCGGGAAUCACCACCAAGGGCGGAUCGGGUCGGGAGGAAAAGUUUGGUGCCUUCAGACAGUACGCCCAGGAAAGAAACACAGGCAAGCCUGGCAUCGCUCCCGUCAACCCUUACGCCAGCGCUAACAUGGGCGACAACGGCACCAAUCCCUACUCUCAGGACCAGCAAGCUCAGGGCGGAAAUCCAUACGGUGGAGGUGCUGACGCUGGCAACCCCUAUGGUACCCAGAGCCAGAACAGCCUGCCCUACGGUUCCGGCAGUUCGAACGGCCAGAACCCGUAUGAGACGGCCACAAGGUCAUCUCAGAGCCCCUAUGGAGCUCCCACAGCAAGACAGAACCCCUAUGAUGCACCAAAAGCAAGACAAAACCAGCCCUCGUCGAGGACCAACACCUCGCAAGGUAAUCCAUAUGCUUCCGCAAGAACACCAGGCGCUGGAUCGGCACCCAGUCCAUACGGACGUACCACAUCCAGAACAAGACCCGCAGACGACGAGGAAUCGCUUGAUUUGAAUAGAAUGCCCACCAACCUCGAUGUCGGACUGACUAGGCUUGCCAGGAGACCCCAGCACGACGACGAGUCGACGCUCGACCUCAACGAAGACCCAGAAGAUGACCUCAACCUUAACCUCGACGAGUUGCCGGAAGAAGAGCAGGUCAACUCCGAGGACGAAGAAGUGGAAUCCAUCAAACAAGACAUUCGCUUCGUCAAGCAGGAGUCGUUGGCACUGACCAGAAAUACCUUGAGAAUGGCACAGGAGGCUGACGCUUCGGGUACCAAUACCUUGGGUAUGUUGGGAUCACAGUCGGAAAGAUUAUACAACGCCGAACAGAACUUGCUCUUGGCAGACACCCAAACUCAGAUCGCCGAUGCCAAGGUCAAGGAGUUGAAGAGAUUGAACCGGUCUAUUUUCGUGCCGGCCUACGGUAAUCCCUUCAAUAAGAAGUCCCGUUUGCGUCAACAGGAAGAACAAAUCAAGACGUCCAAGGCCCAGGAGAAGUACAUGAGAGAAACUAAUAGACAGGAGAUGUAUGCCAGUGAGCAGAGACUCAAGCAAGGAAUCACCAAUAAUGCCACCAACAACGAGACCCAUCAAAAGUACCAGGGAGAGCGUGAUUUGGCAGCCGCCAGAAGAUACCAGUUCGAGAACGAUUCAGAAGACGACGAAAUGGAGAAGGAGUUGGCCGGCAACUUGGAUCAAAUCCAUCUCUUUGCCAAGAAGUUGAAAAACACUGCCAACACCAUGGGAGAAGAGGUGGACAGUCAGAACGUCAGAUUGAAGAAAAUUGAGGAUGACGCCGAUAGAUUGGAUAUCAAUGUUCAUAUGAACAACACCAGAUUAGCCAACAUUAGAUAA